GGACAAGUGAAGUCAUCUCUCCUCUUCUGCUCCUUUUAAGCUGGCAUUCUGGGGAGGGAGGUGCUAGUGAGGCAUAUACAAACACUCUGUCAGGCGUCCGAGCUCGUCCCCCUGCACUGCACCGCCGGCAGAUCACCUUUUCCUCCAACGCAGAAGUUGACGUGACCUGACAUCAAGAUGGCAACAAAGAGUGCUGGCAUGGCUAACAAAGGCCCAUCCUACGGCAUGAGCCGGCAGGUUCAAGAAAAGAUCGACAGCAAGUACGACCCGGAGCUGGAGCAGAUCCUGGUGGAGUGGAUCAGCCGCCAGUGUGGCUCCGGCGUGGGCCGGCCAGAAGCAGGCAAAAUGGGCUUCCAGGCCUGGUUGAAGGAUGGAUGUGUUCUAGGUGAGCUUAUCAACAGCUUGUUUGCUGGUGAGAAACCUGUGAAGAAGAUCCAGAGCUCGCCCAUGGCCUUCAAGCAGAUGGAGCAGAUCUCACAGUUCCUCAACGCGGCAGAGAAGUACGGCGUCACCAAGACGGACAUGUUCCAGACCGUGGACCUCUGGGAAGGAAAGGAUCUGGCCGCGGUGCAGAGGACCCUGUCGGCCCUCGGCAGCCUGGCCGUCACCAAGGAUGAAGGCACUUACAACGGAGACCCCAACUGGUUCUUCAAGAAGGCGCAAGAGAACAAGCGAGACUUCAGCGACGACCAGCUGAAGGCGGGCAAAAACGUCAUCGGCUUGCAGAUGGGGUCCAAUAAGGGUGCCAGUCAGGAGGGCAUGAGCUACGGGCGACCCCGACAGAUCAUGUAAAAGAAAAUGAAUCACUGCUUUUUGGCCAUUGCUGAUGCCUAAAAACGUCAAAGCUCUACCAUUCUUUUUGAAAGCUGUCAGCAACAAGCCAGCCUGUAAACUGAAUGUCUUAAUGGUGCAACAAAACCUAAAACACACGUCAUCUCCAGGAAUACCAAGAUGAAUGCAAAAAUGACACAUAAUCCAAAUACAUCUUUACUGACCAUCCCCAUAAUUGACAUUUGUGCAACACGAUCCAGAGAAAUACUUUUAAAUAAAAUGUUUACCUGCUUGUCCUUUCCAGAUUGACUCACGCCUCUUCAGCUGCAGUAGUGUUUUGUAGUUGAUCACUUCUGUCAGUGCCAAUGUUUUUGUACAUUUUCUUAAUAAUAAAUGACUUUGACAUAAA
Oryzias melastigma (Indian medaka) is the source of this 1180-nucleotide messenger RNA. RefSeq names its product transgelin (gene tagln). NCBI's taxonomy places the organism in Eukaryota, Metazoa, Chordata, Actinopteri, Beloniformes, Adrianichthyidae. Gene Ontology annotation, molecular function: protein binding. The record is from RefSeq and is a predicted model, not a curated record. The transcript has 6 exons. Bases 178 to 792 code for a protein of 204 amino acids.